Messenger RNA from Neltuma alba, 1702 nucleotides. RefSeq lists its product as uncharacterized. The transcript is spliced from 8 exons. The record is from RefSeq and is a predicted model, not a curated record. Lineage: Eukaryota; Viridiplantae; Streptophyta; Magnoliopsida; Fabales; Fabaceae. Bases 210 to 1451 code for a protein of 413 amino acids.
CGUACGCGCGGGCAGGUGAGAGACAGUGAGUGUGUGUGUAUACAUACACAUAGGCAAAUUGACGAGUUCAUUGACAAAAACAUCCAUUUUCUUACCCGCGAAGUAUCUUUCCCGAUUUGACUUUCCCUGGGAGAGGCAGUAUAGAACCCAAGGAAAUGCUCUUAGCUCUAUAGAAGUGAAGGUAAUCACUGAGCAAAACAGAGCACACCAUGGGUGGCGAUUCAAUUUCGUCUCAAGGUGAAGAUUCUUGUUCAGAUGUCGUUUUUUCUACCCUUUCUUCCAAUUCUCCCACUCUUACAAGGGAUAGCUUGAGCAUGAAGGUUGAAAAUGACACUGUGAAUGGGGAAAAUGGGUUGGCACGAGUAGAAACUGGGGAGAUAAAUAUCGGGCCUUCUUCUUCUUCUUUUGAUCUUGAAGUCAAUAACAGAAGAAAACAUCGCAUCUACCAAGAAAUCUUGCAGAAAUAUGAUGAAAGGACAAUUAGUUGCAAGAAUCUGAAAGAGGAAAGAGAGAAAAUUUUGAGCUACAGCCCAGGAGUAUGGACAGAGAAUGUGGGUGGGUUGAAAUUAAGUGAUUAUGAUGUACCAAAGACAACAUGCCUCAUAUUGAUUGGUCCAAGAGGGUCUGGUAAAAGUAGUCUAAUAAAUAGAAUCUCCAAAGUAUUUGAGGUUGGCAAAUACGCAACAGCAAGAGCACAAGUAUCAUGUAAUUCAUCUACAGGAGAUGGGACAUACUUUCUCCAGGAGUAUAUGAUUCCAAGAAGCUCAACUUCUAUCUGUCUGUAUGAUACACGUUGUUUGUCUGGCAAUCCAAAUGACGAUGAUAGAAUUCUGUAUCAGUGGAUGACAAAAGGUGUUAGUCAUGGAGAGCUUGUUCUGAGGAGCACUGAUGAUCAGCGUCUGAAGAAACUUUUAAAGCAUAGGGCUUGCAAGACUGAUUUCUUUUUCAGCAAGAGGAUGAAAGUUAAUUUUGUUAUAUAUGUUGCUAAUGGCCUUUCACUUUUAAAAUCACUGGAGAACACUGGUGCUUCGGAGAGAGGAUAUGCUGAUAUGGUUGCUUCUACUUUCAAUUGCCCGUACCUGUCAUUUAAAGAUGACAAACCAGUGCUUGUGGUCACGCAUGGGGAUCUUCUUUCACUAUCUGAUCGUGCUCGUGUAUGUGCAUAUUUGGUAGAGCUGCUAGGAGUUCCACCAACUCAAAUUUUUGAUAUCCCAGCAGAAUGCGAUGAUUGUGUGACUGAGUUUACCAUAAUUGAAAUGUUGCGGUAUACUCUUGAGCAUGCUGACAGAAAUUAUCCUCCAAAAAUUAGGGUCAUGGAUAAGGUUUGUGACUUCCAAAAUACCGAUGAUGAUAACAUGUCUAUGAUGUCCAUUUUUUCCUUCCAAACUUUUCUUAUGGAAUUUAUGCUUGACCAUAUAAUCGUCUUUCAAUUUUGGAUUCUUGCUAAAUAGAGCCUUCUUUCUGGCUAAAAAAGAAAUAAAGAGACUUUUCCAGAUUAGGUGACUAAGCCCCUUUCAUUUUUGAGACAUCUCUAUUGCUCAUUUGUAUUUCUAGUGAAUAAUUAAAUAUUAGAGAUUUUGGUUUGUAUCUAACAAUUAUUCCACUAAGGAAUCAAUUAAUGGUCUAAGCCUAAACUUGAGGGAGAUUUUAGGCCCAAAAAAAAAAACUUGAGGGAGAUUCUAUUCAUUUUUUCACUUCAUUG